This is a messenger RNA of Brenthis ino (lesser marbled fritillary), 576 nucleotides long. Lineage: Eukaryota; Metazoa; Arthropoda; Insecta; Lepidoptera; Nymphalidae. The record is from the annotation of a GenBank genome assembly.
AUGUAUCGUCCUCCGCCACUACUACGCCACGUGAGGAGAGCCCAUUCGGCUACAUGGAAGAAAAAUCCAAAUUUGGACUCGAUAAUCCGUGUGGACCACGCGGGCGAGCUUGGGGCAGAUCGUAUUUACGCGGGGCAGAUGGCAGUAUUAGGGAACACAGCUGAGGGACCCCUCAUCAAGCACAUGUGGGAGCAAGAGAUCAAGCAUAGGGAAAAGUUUGAGGAGCUCAUAUCCAAGUACCGCGUACGACCAACGGUAAUGACGCCUCUAUGGAAUAUUGCUGGGUUCGCACUUGGGGCUGGUACAGCCCUGCUAGGUAAAGAAGCAGCAAUGGCGUGCACAGUCGCAGUCGAGACAGUCAUUGUAGAUCACUACAAUGACCAAUUGAGGACUUUAAUGGAAGAUCCUAAUGUAGAUAAAGAUAUCCUACAAACUAUAACCAAGUUUAGAGAUGAGGAGCAAGAACACCACGACACUGGCAUUGACCACGGCGCAGAACAGGCUCCGUUCUAUAAAGCUUUGACUGAAGUGAUCAAAACCGGGUGCAAAGUUGCUAUUGCUAUAUCCAAAAAGAUU